This is a messenger RNA of Oppia nitens, 1474 nucleotides long. Its product is annotated as zinc finger protein 771-like. Gene Ontology annotation, biological process: regulation of transcription by RNA polymerase II. The transcript has 5 exons. The coding region runs from base 209 to 1474 and encodes 421 amino acids. The record is from RefSeq and is a predicted model, not a curated record. Gene Ontology annotation, cellular component: nucleus. NCBI's taxonomy places the organism in Eukaryota, Metazoa, Arthropoda, Arachnida, Sarcoptiformes, Oppiidae. Gene Ontology annotation, molecular function: RNA polymerase II cis-regulatory region sequence-specific DNA binding; DNA-binding transcription factor activity, RNA polymerase II-specific.
AGUUUUUGAUUAUCAUUUUGAAUAUCAUUUUGAAUAUCAUUGACAUUACAAUUACCGCAAAGAUCGAGGCCAUGAAUGUGUUGAUAAUUAUAGUCAUUAUAAUGAUAUUAUUGUUUAUUACCGACAGAAUUGACAAUCACUACCAAAACUAUUGAAAAGUUGGAUCAUUUGAUAUAUAAAUUAAACAAAAGUUUUGUCUAUCGAAGACAUGGAGAUUAGUACCGAUGAUAACACCUAUUUGGUCGCCGAUGAGACCAUUUUGCUGACUAAUGACACAAAUGGUCAGCUCGUGAAUGAAGAGAACAAUGAGAUUACUGGUGAAGAAGAGUUGGAUGCUUUGGUUAAGUCACAAGUGGACCAAACAGAUGACCAGUUGAAUGACGACGAAAUCAUUAUUGCGGAGGCAGUUAUGGUCACACAAUUCACGUGCAAAUUCUGUAAUCGACGCUUUGAUACGAUUGAGAAAGUGAAGAAUCACUAUCUUUUGCGACACACUAAGGAUUUAUCACUUAUCAAACGCUACUCUGACGGACAAUCGAUGAUCGACGGCGAGAGUAUAGAUGAAAAUGACGAUUUGGAUGAACCAACACUUUCGUCAAAAAGAAAGAAAAUUACUAAACGAAAGCGUCCGAAAAAUACUAACAAAACCAAAACAAAUCAAUUGAAUUUGAAGGAUGAAGAAGACAUACCAUCACCAACUAAAAAGAGUCGUCGAUCAGUCCGUAACAUCAGAAAAUACCCGUGCGAUUGGCCCGCCUGUCCAUAUGUGGCCAGACAUUCGGUUCAUUUGAAAGACCAUAAGCGCACCCAUACAGGCGAAAAGCCCUACAGAUGUAAUUGGCCUGAUUGUGGAGUCAGCUUUGUUCAGGGAUCAGCUCUUAAAACUCACAUACGUACUCAUACGGGUGAGAAGCCAUAUCCAUGUCAGUGGCCGGGAUGUCAGCUAAUGUUUUCACAGAAAAACAAUGUCAAAGUUCAUAUGAGAACACAUACGGGUGAGAAACCGUAUGUUUGCGAUUGGCCCGGAUGUGAGUGGAGGUUCGCUGUUAAGGGAAAUUUAGAUGAUCACAAAAAAUUACAUACAGGAGAAAAGUUUUUCAUUUGCGAUUACCCGGGUUGUGACCGAAGUUAUAUCCAAAACUCGCAUUUAAGACGCCAUAUGUUAGUCCAUACCGACGAAAAGCCGUUUGCUUGCGAUUGGCCCAACUGUUCGUAUCGAUCGGUGCGAUCGUGCGAUGUGUCCAACCAUAAGUUCACGCACACCAAAGAAAAACCAUAUGUCUGUCAAGUUAUUGAUUGCGGUAAAGCGUUUACACGACAACAUCAUCUACGAAAACAUCACGACAACAAUCAUCAGAUGGACGACUUCACAUACGAUCAGUGGGAUGACACUCAAGAACUGGACGAUCAUGAAAUAGAUUUGGCGACUGCUGUGAUCAUCGAGAAAGAGGAGGAGUUGAUAGAAGAUGAAUAG